Molecule: messenger RNA, 4673 nt
Organism: Passer montanus (Eurasian tree sparrow)
Lineage: Eukaryota; Metazoa; Chordata; Aves; Passeriformes; Passeridae
Gene: CIBAR1
Product: CBY1 interacting BAR domain containing 1
Exons: 10
Coding region: 127-1032 (301 amino acids)
Biological process (GO): cilium assembly
Cellular component (GO): ciliary basal body; ciliary transition zone
Source: RefSeq, a predicted model, not a curated record
CCGCGGCCCGUCCCGCAGGCCGAGGGGCGGGCCGGGCCGGGUGUCCAUGGAAACGGAGCGCACGCGGAGCGCCGCCCUCCUUCCCUGCUUCCCUGCUUCCCGCCGGCCGCCGCCGCAAUCGCCACCAUGAUGCUGCUGGGCCGCGGGCUGGACGCCAGGGACAAUCAGACUAGACAAAUGCAAGAUGCUGUUUCAAAUGUGGAAAAACAUUUCGGUGAAUUGUGCCAAAUAUUUGCUGGAUAUGUACGUAAAACUGCCAGACUACGAGACAAAGCAGAUCUUCUGGUAAAUGAAAUAUAUGCAUAUGCAGCUACAGAGACACCAAACUUGAAAGUUGGACUGAAAAACUUUGCAGAUGAAUUCUCCAGACUUCAAGAUUAUCGCCAGGCAGAGGUUGACAGGCUGGAAGCCAAGGUUGUCGAACCUCUGAAAUGUUAUGGGACCAUAGUGAAACUUAAAAGGGAUGAUCUUAGAGCAACUUUAACAGCCAAGAACCGAGAAGCCAAGCAAUUAUCUCAGCUGGAAAAGACACGUCAGCGGAAUCCGUCAGAUCUGCACGUUAUCUCACAGGCUGAAAAUGAACUGCAUAGAGCGUCACUGGAUGCGACUCGAACAACUCGGCACUUAGAGGAAACCAUUGAUAAUUUUGAGAAACAGAAGAUAAGGGACAUCAAAAAUAUAUUUUCUGAAUUUAUAACUAUUGAAAUGUUGUUCCAUGGGAAAGCUUUAGAGAUAUAUACAGCUGCCUAUCAGAAUAUCCAAAAUAUUGAUGAAAAUGAAGAUUUGGAGGUUUUUCGGAGCUCACUUUAUCCUCCAGACUAUCAGUCUCGCUUAGACAUAGUUCGUGCAAAUUCCAAGUCCCCCUUGCAAAGAACUGGCUCCUCAAAAUCUUCACUGAGAACAGCACAGAUCUCCCGCAGAAUGCUAAGAAAAGAUGAAGAAGAGGACGAGGAGGAAGAUGAAGAUGAUGAAGAGGAUGAUGAGGAGGAUGAAUUUGAUGCUACUAAGGAAGCUUUCACCAGGUUCAGAUGACUUUUGAUUCCUUUACACAUAGAGAAUGAACAGUCACACAUAAGGACCUGGCCCAGUAUCUUAUUUUCAAUGCUGCUUUGCUUUUAAAUAAAAGUGCCUUCAUGAUCAAACUAGUGGAUAUUUUAUGUAGAUGAUGUUUAUUAUAUUAAUUGACAUGCUAUACAUAGUUCAAAUUUCACAUGUUUAGCUACAUUAUUCAGUUACUGAAUCAAACAUACAAGAAAUUACACAUUUUGAGUGUAACUUCUUAUCCUGUUUGGAGAUAGAGGUUACAUGUAUUCAUUUUUUAACAGUGCAUGUUUGUCUGCCAGAAAGUUACUACCACACUGUUCACCUCCAGCUUUAGUAUCUGCUAAAGAACAAAUGCAGAAGAAUUUAAACUUGUGACUGGGAAAACAAUUUUGAGUUAUAACAAAAUCUCCCUUUCAGUUACAGGAAAAAAAAGCAGGAAGUGCAUUUAUAAUAUUGAUACUACUUUUGUCCACUGAUGCAAAGUAUGCAAUGCAUACCUGUUUUGACAUGUGAAAAAACAGGUUUUGCCAAAAAUAAAUGAGAUGAAAAUAAAUUACAAGUUCACAGUAUAGGGUUAUUUUAAACCCAAAAAAUAAUUUUACACCAGCAUUACAUACCAUUGACAUUGAAUUACUCCUGGCAAGGAGUAAACACCAAUGAGCAAAACUUUUAAAACUGUCUACAUAUUAAUUCCCAUCUAUUUCAGCAACUAAGGCACUUCAAUAAAUAGUAAUAUCACAUCAGAAUUCUGGUGAUCACCACUUUACUAUUUCAUACACAACAAAGUAGUCCAUCUCCAAAACAGAUGGCUAACUUCGUAACAAUUCCAGGUUUUCCUAUAAUAUACACAGAUACAAACAGCAAAUAUUUGUGUACUAUGCCUUGAGAAAGCAAUUCUGAAAAAAAGGCAGUUUUGUUUAGAUUAAUUGCCCUCUAAAAGAUUAUGCAGUUCACAAGCAUAAAAUUCAUUCUCCCUGCAUCACAAAAGAAAGUCAACUCCAGGAAUCACAGAAAAACUUCCAGAAAAGUACAGUGCUGAGCAACUUUAUCCUGCAUGUGUGAUGUCUUAACUUUGCAUGAUGCACAGAAAUUGUGACCUCAAAACUACAGAUGAAAAGACCCUGACUAAAUACUUCACCAAAAGCACAAGCCAGAACAACCAUUUAGGAUGUUAGUAAAGAAUUAAAUAUUACAUAAAGAUGCUUUUUUAGAUUUUAUGCAAAGAAUUUUCUCAUGGUACGAGUGCAUACUUUAAGACUGACUUGCAGUUACUCCAUUCACUCAUUUGUAUUUUUUAUUACUGGCACCUAGAUGAUGCUGACUUGGAUCCAUUCUUGCCUAGACUGUGUUACCUCUCUGCUGAACACACUGGCACAUUCCUUAGGGAUUAAGGGUCUCAGACUGUUUUGUUAGACCUGCCCUAAAUGCCUCAAGCUGCUUUCGUAAGUGAUCACUAUUUCUAGUUUUUGACUUUUGAAACUGUUUUACACCAGAAAUUUUGGACAGUGGUAGCAAAAGCAAUUUCAGAGAAGACAUAAUGAAGGAAAUUUCCCAUGUUUUCUAUAAGCAUCACCAACUGCAGCAUUUGUUACUCCUUAUGAUAUGGAUGGUACUUAAAAAGGAAGCACAGGACUUCAAGCCAUGUAAUUAUAGGCAGUCUCUGACUUGUCCUUGGUACUGGAAAUACAGUGCCUCCAAACCACUAAACAUCUGAUGUUAUAACACCCAGUUAUCAGGCAAUGCUGCCAUCACACCAUGCACGUGUACCAUCUAUUGAGGCAGAAUCAGAAUAUCAUGCCCAGUCUGGAGAGGCAGGGGGAACAGAGGCUGACAGACACACACAGACCCAAAACACCAACUAGAUAACAGCUAUAAACGAAGCACCAGCUGUCCUGUGAACCUUAUUAUUUAACUGAUGUACUGGCAUCCCUUCCCAGUUUCCUAUGCUUUGGUGCAUCUGUACAUACUUGGAAAUGCAGACUGUGAAAAAGUAAUUUUCUUUUUUUUUGUCUAUCAAUCAGACACUUCAGAUUAACCUAAAGUAGUCAUAAACUCUAAUCUUGCUUUAAAUUAAAUACAAAUCAGCUGCAGGGCAAACAAAAGACCCAUUUUGUAAUGCCUUAAUUAUGACCUCUGCCAUUAUAAGCUUUAUAAUACUUUUUAUAUGUUCACUGGGGGGGGGGGGAAGUUUACCAUCUGAAAAACUAAUGGUAUCUUAUCUGCAAUCACUCCUAACCUUUUCUGAAAACAGAUAAUUUUCUUGUUCUAAAACAUAAUCUCACACUUUACUGGCAAAGCAACCUACUAGACUCUCUUACCUUUCCAACCUUCAAGUUUGAAAUCUACUGGGUAAUAACAAAAAGCACUUUAAAAUCAACAAAUCAUCUAAAACUGAUUAACUGGAGAAGUUAGUUGUAUUCACAUUUUCAACACAGCUUAGUAGGAAAGACACUAGCUUAUAAAAAUAGUCCCAAUGAAGUUUUCAACAUGAUGGUCAGGGAAGUUUAUUUUGAGAAUUCUCAUGUCUUUAUUUUUCCUGCAACAUCUUCUGGCUCCUUGAUCUCUUUUAAAGUAGCUGUUAAAUAAAGCACAAAAUUGUUGGGCUUUAAUUCCUUCUAAGUUCAGAGAAGGAUUCUGAAGCUAAUUCCUACCAGAAAACAAAAAUCAGUAUGUUUUCAGAUUUGAAAACCUGGCCAUUACAUUUCUUUGCUCAGAAGAAUCUGUAUAUAACAAACCUUGCAUUACAUUCAAAAAGCUUUUUUCUUGGUACUUAAAACACAGAAUAAUGUGCAGAAGAAUAAAGCUACACUAACCUUUUAAAUAUUACAGAACAAAAAAUUUCAUUCUUUUUGGUUUCUUGUACCAAACAGUUGGCAUGGAAGUUCUGCAACCACAAUGAUGACUUCACAUAAAGUAAUAAAGGUUUGACCACCAGUGAGGUGGGACCAUUCAGCAGAAGGGCUGCUGGGACAGCUCUGUCCUUAAAGCUGUAACAGAGGCAAUAGACAAGGCCUUGAGUAGCCCAUUUGAGCCAAAACUUGCUCAGAGGAGGGAACUGGAAUAGAGACUUCCCUACUCCAUGAAUUUAGGAAUUCUGGUUAUUGAACAAGCACAGAUUAGCACAGAUUAGAAGUUUUCACUGCCAGGGUGCAACUUUCUUGUCUCAGUUUGAGGGGACUGAGACUUAAUCCUUUAGUACUACAGAUACUGUAUUGCACAGUUGUAAUGUCAAUAAAAGUCCUUGCCCACACAGUAGAAGCUUCCUACUAAGCCUUAAUUUUGAAGACACAGCUUUUCCAAGCUUUUAUUUCUUCCUAAAAUUUAAACAUGCUGGUAACAAACCGAUGAAAACAACAAGUUAUAAAUGCUGACAUAAGCAUUUCUUUUAUUACGUAAGAAAAUAACAGUUGUCAGCUUGGUUGCCAGUGACAGAUGUUAGUUAAAACUAAUCACAGAUUGACCUGGAAUGCAUCCAGGCAACAUUAGCCAGUUAGUAUUCAUAUUACGCAGCAUGUGAAGAUAAAACAAAACCACUGAAGUCAGAAUUCUUGAUCUAAUUCCAACAUUGAUUUUCUGCCUCAAGGUACUACAGUGAGAAAAAAGCCUAAGUGAUGAACACAGCCCCUGCA